Messenger RNA from Halteromyces radiatus, 477 nucleotides. RefSeq lists its product as uncharacterized. The transcript has a single exon. Lineage: Eukaryota; Fungi; Mucoromycota; Mucoromycetes; Mucorales; Cunninghamellaceae. Bases 18 to 425 code for a protein of 135 amino acids. The record is from RefSeq and is a predicted model, not a curated record.
AUCGAAAAUACGGUAAAAUGAAGAACGUUCGAUUUAGCACUACGCCAGAGGUCGUUAAAUAUACUUAUAGCGCCGCGGAUUAUGACCGAUCUCAUAUUCAAAAGCUGGGUUCUCCCAUGUCAUAUUCGGUUCAGUUACAACCAUCAUCAAGUUCUCGACCUUUCAUUACUCCUUUGGAUUUUUCAAGUCUUCCUGGAACAUCAUCAUCACCAUCAUCACCAUGUAUAGAAAAGGGAAAAAAGCAAUCCAAACUGACAAUCAAUACUAAAAUGGUGGCUGGUCCUUUGUUCUUCACUAAUCUAUCAACACAAUAUGAUCAUUGGUCAGAGUUAGAGGAAGAAGAGCAGGAGGAGGAUAUAGAUGAUAUUCCAACAAUGAAUAUGUUACGUCCUGUAGAAAAUAUAACUACCUUAGAAAGCUAUUAAAACUAAGUCUAAACUUAACUGUAAAUAUUUUACCAACUAUUUUUUAUUAAUA